CGUCAUCGGUACGGUGGCUGUCGUGGGCCAAGCUUGUUCCGCGAAACUGCCGGCGGCCAGCAUGGAGCCCGGGGAGCGCACGGAGGCCGGGGGCUGUGCGGCGGCGGCGGCGGAGGCUGGGCCCGUCUUCACGCUGGAGGAGGUGAGGAAGCGGAACUCCAGCCGCGAGGCCUGGCUGGUCAUCCACGGGCGUGUCUACGAUGUCACCCGCUUCCUGGAGGAGCAUCCAGGUGGAGAAGAGGUUUUGCUGGAACAAGCUGGUAGAGAUGCCACAGAGAGCUUCGAAGAUGUUGGGCAUUCCACAGAUGCCAGGGAAAUGCUCAAGCAGUACUACAUAGGGGAGAUCCACCCGCAUGAUCGUAAAAAAGAAGGUUCUAAGGAUCCAAGUAUGACAUCCUCAGGCCAAGCAAGUUUCUGGUCAACAUGGCUAAUCCCCAUCUUCGGAGCACUGGUCAUAGGUUUAAUGUAUCGCUAUUAUAUGUUGGACGGGAGAACCUCUUGAACUGAGCUUGCUGGGACCUCAGAAAGCCCGAAAGAGAGGGUGUGAGAGAGAGUGCAUGCAUGCAACACAUGGAAUUCUACUUCCCUUAACUUUUUCUGCCUUGCUUUCAGCUUUGAGUCUGUCAAGUGAUGCUGGUAUCCAUGGGACCAAGUAAUACCAAACUCUCUCUAUCCUAAGUCUGGGACCCGCAGACCUGUCGUACUUUCCUCCUGCGGUGGCAGGGCGAGUGCGACUUCCCAGUAUUCUCUUAUGUUUCUGUGUGGUCUCCCUCGUGUGUGCGUGCUCGUGAGCUCUCUCUCUCGCUCUCUCUUGCUCUCUGAAGUAAACCACAGACCACCUUUUUCUUUCAAUGCCUUUUCGUUAAGCCAGACACCGUGAAACAGCUGGUAGUGAGCCUGUGGGUUUGCCUCGGUCCUUCACUUAGCGUUGUCAGAAAUAAACUGUAAGUUGUCUACAGUCCUUUCCUGAAAAGACGUCCGGAGAUUCGGUUCCGCAGUAACUUUCCCAGUGCAUGCAGGCAACACUAAUUGGAGCAGCAGGAAAUUGUUAGCUUUGCUACCUCUUUCUGUACGUGUCUGUUUUUAACGGUUAAACAAAUAUAAGUAUUUUAAAAGCGA
Molecule: messenger RNA, 1119 nt
Organism: Grus americana (Whooping crane)
Lineage: Eukaryota; Metazoa; Chordata; Aves; Gruiformes; Gruidae
Product: cytochrome b5
Exons: 5
Coding region: 62-502 (146 amino acids)
Cellular component (GO): mitochondrial outer membrane; intracellular membrane-bounded organelle
Molecular function (GO): heme binding
Source: RefSeq, a predicted model, not a curated record